This is a messenger RNA of Varanus komodoensis (Komodo dragon), 1943 nucleotides long. RefSeq names its product COMM domain containing 4 (gene COMMD4). The transcript has 7 exons. Lineage: Eukaryota; Metazoa; Chordata; Lepidosauria; Squamata; Varanidae. The record is from RefSeq and is a predicted model, not a curated record. The coding region runs from base 336 to 974 and encodes 212 amino acids.
UGGGGUAGGGGAGGCAGUUGUAACAUGCAACAGUGCCUUGCUAAUUCUGAAAUUCAGGCUUUGAAUCCGACACUCUGGGCUUCACAGUUUAAAUGUCAUGCCCUCCCCAAAGCUGGGAUCAGGUCCGAACUCAACUGGGGAAAUGUUUGCCCAGUCUAUCCAUGUGGGCAAGGUGCUGACGGGGGAUAGUUUCAGGGGCUUUCCCAAAACUUAGCUCUUCAGUUCCCUUUCUUGCUUUUGUGUGAAGUAUUUGGGAGGUCUGAUUCAAAUGCAUUUCAAAAGCUAGGCUGAACUCUUGGUUUUGCGGCAGACUAAAUUCUGGGUUGUUGGCGCUAAUGGUAUUUCAUCAUGGACGCCAAUUUAAUUCCUCCCAUCAGAGGUUCCGGUUCUGUGGCGACUUGGACUGUCCAGAUUGGGUCUUGGCAGAAAUUAGCACCUUGGCCAAAAUAUCCUCUGUGAAGCUUAAGCUCAUCUGUGCCCAGGUGCUGAAAGACCUGCUUGGUGAAGGAAUUGAUUAUGAGAAGAUUUUAAAGCUCACCUCAGAUGCCAAGUUCGAGUCCGGGGACGUAAAGGCUGCCGUCGCUGUUCUCAGUUUCAUCUUCUCCAGCGCUGCCAAGCACCAGGUGGACUCGGACUCCCUCUCCAGCGAGCUGCAGCAGCUGGGGCUGCCCAAAGAACAUGUUGCGGGAUUGUGCCGGUCCUAUGAGGAGAAGCAGGCGCCCCUUCAGGACAGUCUUCGGAGGUGCAGCUUGAGAUUGAACUGCUUGGAUUCGGUGUCCUGGAGAGUAGAUUAUACUCUCAGCUCCAGCGAACUUCGACAGGUCAAUGAACCGGUGGUUCACCUCAAGCUCAAGGUAAAGGAUGUCGACAGGGGAGUCCUGGAGCCAGUUGCCCUGACGCUGUCGGCAGAGAAGUUCCGAGUCUUGCUUGCAGAGCUGAAGCAGGCCCAGGCCAUCAUGAAAACACUUGACUAAGGAGUCGCUGGGAGGAAGGUGCCAAGGCUGGAAUGAACUCAAUUUUGCCCGAAGGUGAAGAAGUCUCUUCUGGACAGUGAUUUCAUGAAGUGAGCGAGAGCCCUUGUAUGAAUGCAGCCGGCAUUUCUCACCAGCAAAUAGGCUAGAAGGCCAAGACCCAAAUCUGUCCCUCUCUUCCACCUGACCUUUCUCAAACCUGAACUGCGGACGGACUCCACUGCAGAGCGCAAUGGUGGGAAACAGCUUUUUUGCAUUAAAACGCUCUGAAAACCGGCACAGCAAGGCGCAUGGAGCGUUUUCCCAGCUGGGUUAUGCUCACAUGGCCUGUGCUGAAAAUCCAGACCAUGCCUAGUUCGGUUCCUGUGCGAUUUACCCGCCCUGACGAAAACCUUCCCCAACAGCGCCCAGACCAGCUGUCCCUCCUCCAUAGAAGGCCAGGCUGCCCUGAAGGCGAGCCCCCUCCCUCGCUUUCUCCCUCUUCUUGGGGGCACGGUGUUGACACCUCGGAGAAGCCACUCCCAGAUUACAGUGACGCUAAGAUGUUCGGGUUCUACAGUGCUAGGAGGGGAAUCUACCUUCUCUUGCCCUCAUGGUCUCGGCUGCAUCUGUCUCCCCCGUCCCCUUUUGCAGAAUUAGGAAAAACCCAGGAGAAAUCUUGCCAUGCAGUGUCGUGGCUGCUCGUCGUCUUUCACUAAUCAAAGGAGGCUGGCUUGUCCUUUCCAUUCACCAGGGAAAGAGCUAUGUGAAAGUCAUGAAAAGCAGAGCAGACCAGCUUGCCCUUCCUCCACCUUUCAGAUCUCUGAUCCGUGCCUUUUUUGCAGGCUCGGGGCCUGAGAGAUUGGCUGGCCAGGUUGUAUGCCUUGGAAUCUUCUCUUUUGCAGCUCAGCUACUGAAACACUUCGAUGGCUCUUUGUAUGAUCUCUGUCCUUUGUGGGGUGGGAGAAAAUUAAACUCCACAGUACUAAGCGA